GCGGUCGGAGUGGCGGUCGGGAUGGCGGUGCAGGCCGCCCUCCUUGCCCCGCACCACUUCGCCCCGUUCCUGUUCCCCAGCACCCCGGCGUCGGGGGAGGAGGGCCGGGGGUCCGGGGCCACCGGGGUCCCCCAGGCCGGGGUCGGGCCCGGGGACGGCAGGGAGGCCACCCGGGACCUGCUCAGCUUCAUCGACUCGGCCUCCAGCAACAUCAAGAUGGCCCUCGACAAGCCCGGGAAGUCGAAGCGCAAGGUCAACCACCGCAAGUACCUGCAGAAGCAGAUCAAGCGCUGCACGGGCCUGGGGUCGUCCACCCCCUGUUCGUCCACCACCUCCUCCGAGGCGCCCUCCAGGAGGCCCCCAGCCUCCUCCGCCCUGCAGAGUCGAAGCCUGGCCGCCCUUUUCGACUCCCUGCACCCGCCCGCCCCCCGUGCCCCCUCCGGCAGCCCGGGCCCAGCCAAGAAGCUGCCCCUCCGCCACCGCAACCUGCCCCCGUCCUUCUUCACCGAGCCCACCCGAGCCCGGGGCCUAAGGGAGCCGGAGAAGGGCGGCGGCGAGCCGGCGGCGGACUUCUUCGACCUCCUGGGGCCGGACUAUGCCGGUGCCCAGCUGGAGCCCGGCCUGUUCGAGGUGCAUCCGGCCGCGGUCGGGGGGCUGCUGUACCCCGAGGCCUGGAACCCCCCGUGCCCCCUGCCCAAGAAGGCCUCCUCCGGCCCUGGCCGCCCUUUGACCUUGGAGGAGCCCCUGGGCCCUGCCCCCGGUUUGGGGGCGACCGGCGGGGCAGGGGAGGAGACCCCCGGGCAGCCCCCGGCCUUCGCCCCUUUCUUCCCCGACUGCCCCCUGUCUCCGCACCCGACCCCCCAGAUGCCCUAUGAUUUCAGCGCGGGCUUUAGCCGGGGGGGCUUCUCGGGCCUUUAGAGCUGGGGGGCAGGGGGUGGGGGGACCCUGGACCACCCAGCUUAACCCCUGCCCCCACUUCUGCCCACCUUCACCUGGACACAAGGGAUGCCCCCCUUCACCAGGACACAAGGAACCCCCUCUUUCACGUGGACACGAGGAACCCCCUCCUUCACCCAGACACGAGGGGGGCUUCUCAGGCCUUUAGAGCUGGGGGGAGGGGAGGGGGAUACUGGACCACCCAGCCUCACCCCCCACCCCCAUUUCUGCCCCCUUUCACCUGGAUACAAGUGACACCCCCCUUCACCUGGACCCAAGGAACCCCAACCUCCACCUGGACACAAAGGACUGAGAAAUGACUAUUUUGAGGGUUGUUUCCUCGCCUAAGAAGCCACGGAGGUUAGGGAUGAAGACUCUUCCCAUCAGAGCCGCUCCCCACCCACUCCAAGCAUUUUAAAACGGGAGCCCUGCCACCCCAAGGAAGGAAACUCCGGAUGGGAUCUGGGUUUCUGUCCCUCAAACUUCUCUCUCCCCUCCCUGUCGGUCGCCGAACUCUGUAAAAAUGGAUUUGCGUGCAGUGGGUUUUCCAUUUCUCUCCCCCCCUCCCAAUUCGGGCCUUCGCCCUGCAUUUUUCUUCGCAGGACCUUACUGCAGCGCAGCAAUUAAGAGGAAAGAUUUAAUUUCUUGGGAUAUCUUUCUAGAUGGGAGUAUCCCACGUGGUCCUUAGCUGUCAUUAAAGAGGGGAAGUUGUAUUUUAGAGGUGAUCGUUAGCGAUAGAUGUGACAUUACAGUGAGAGGCUGGACUGUUGGAAGCAGCCUGGACUAACUGUAGACUUAGCUCCUUCUGCACGUUAGGUUUUUAAGACACACACACGCACACAAACACGCAUCCCCUUCUUUCCGGGGGGUUUUCAUGAAGGGGCAAACACACACACCACCUCACCACGUCCUUUCGGCACCUUCCCUUCGGCGCCAGAAAUACGUUAUAAUAAACCCAAGCCACUUUGGACAUUACCACCUCUUACACUUCUUCAAUUCAACAGAACAUCACAUUUGACUCUUUGAAGACUGAGACUACAGCAUCCAGCUGAGCAAUGAACUGCACUACACACCCGCCGUCCCAUUUCCAUCUAGGCUCUUUUAGGAAUAAUAAUGAUGGUACUUGUUAAGCUCUUACUAUGUGACUAGCACUGUUCUAAGCCCUGGGGUAAAAUACAAGUUAAUCCUAUUAGACACAGUCCCUGUCCCAGAUAGGGCUCACUGGCUAGACUCUAGACUGUAAACUCGUCGUGGGCAGGACCCCGUCUAACAACUCUGUUGUAUGUUACUCUCCCAAAUGCUUAAUACAGUCCUGUGCACACACAAAGUGCUCAAUACCAUUGACAAUGAUGAAGGCGGGCAUUGAAUGCUCAUUUUGCAGGUGGAGAAAUUGAAGCACAAAGAAGUAAAAUGACUUGUUCAAGGUAACAGAGCAGGCCGGUCACUUAAAGCUUUGGCUCAGGGUCAUCAUCCAACUAGCUGGGUUACUCGUUAGUAUUUGAUGAUCGUUUAACUUGUGUUUCAAAUUUUAUGUAUGGGGGGACUGGUUCCAAAUUAAGCUGGCUGCUUGUCAAGAAAAGGGAAAAAAAAGUUCAGCGUCUUGAUCGUUAUUUCUUGCGGGCACAAGACUGUCCUAUCUUUCCAGCGCUUAAAACAGUGCUUUGCACAUAGUAAACGCUUAACAAAUGCCAUUAUUAUUAUUAUUAUUAUUCUGUUUUCUUCCCCUUUGGAAGUGGGUCAGAGAAAAUUUCACUCCUGUGACCUGCUUUCUUGAGAGAGAGAGAGAGACCGUGUGUGUGUCCCCUAGUGCCCCACAGUUGCCACAAUAAUUGGAAGGAGUGAGAGAAAUAAUCAACUUAUCGAACAUGAGCCUGUGUCUUUUCCAAAAAAGCGAAGUCAGCGGGAGGUGAAAAGCCUCUUUGGGCUUUGAGUUGAUGUCACUGCCUUGCUGUAUCCGUCUCUGCCCAUUCUGAGCUCUGGAGAUAUAACUCAGUUUCUGGGGAGAGAUAAUCAAUCGGUGGUAUGUACUGAACGCUCACUGUGUGUAGAGCACUGUUCUAAGCGCCCUGAGGUGAGAAUUGAGAUGGGCAAGUCGAGUAUGCAGAUGGGGCCUUGCAAGGAUGAAGUCUUGAUCUCAAAGACCAUUGCCUGCUACGAAAAGAUUAACAGGAAACUAUACAUGUACAAGUACGCUGCAGAAAACCAAGCUUUAAAUAAAAUGUUGAGUAGAAAAA
Tachyglossus aculeatus (Australian echidna) is the source of this 3170-nucleotide messenger RNA. It is a transcript of the gene FAM181B, whose product is annotated as family with sequence similarity 181 member B. Bases 22 to 918 code for a protein of 298 amino acids. NCBI's taxonomy places the organism in Eukaryota, Metazoa, Chordata, Mammalia, Monotremata, Tachyglossidae. The transcript has a single exon. The record is from RefSeq and is a predicted model, not a curated record.